UCAAAUCUGGCUUUAUAUUUACACAAGGAGUUUGAUAUCCCUGCCAUAACAUAAGAGAAAAUAAGAAAAUUAACAUAACGACACGAACUUAAAUUAUGACUAAAAACUGGUAGUGUGUUAAAGAAAUAACAUUCAACAUAAAAAUCCAAAAUUUAAAUAAUUUAAUGGGCUUCAAGGAAAUAUACACAUUUUUGAUUUACAGAAAAAAACAGAAGAACUGUCAGUUUUACCUGAUGAGCUAUAUAAUGAAUUCAGAAUAUAUCUUAUUUCUUUGAUUCAAAUAUCUCAACAAACCACGUGAAUAAAAUUAGGCUGUAAUGUGAGUUCUCAUCUGCGAAAGACAAUAUCCAACCACGAAAUACAGAAUCACAGUACACAGCUUGCUAGAGAAAAACGUUUUAUGUAUUUUAUCUUUUAAUUACUGUGGCACUUUUCCCUUUUUGUAUAAAUGCUUGCAUUACAUAAACUUUUAUUAAAUUUUAAGCAGGUUUGCACUUAUUUUGACGGUCCGGAAGUUUCUUCAGUUUCGGUUUGCGCUGUCUACGGCCUGACCGGGGGAAACAGCCUACAUCUGGGAAACGGCUCUUUCCCCCUGGUCGGAGAAUAUGGGAACAAAAUAAAAUAAAGCUGUGUGAACACAUUUAUAUACAGUGACAAAACAAAACAAAAGAUUAAUACAAUUCUUUCUCGCCAGCUGGAAUGUGUGAUAUACUAAAAAAAAAAACACACACACACACACACACAACAACAGUGAAAAAAGGAUGCCAGAAGUACUGUACUCAUUUUUAUUUUCAAGCGCUUGAAUCGUUACUUGAAUAUUUCCACUUUAUUCCCCGUCAUAAUAAUAUAUAUAUUAUCAACCUUUCCAACUUAAUGUACUCCUUAUUUUUUUGGUGUUGCUUUUCGCUUGAAUGAAGGUGAAAUACGCUGAUAAUAGAAACAAUAUUUGAUGCUCUUACUUGUGUAAAUGAGAGGUAACCUGUAAUUAAAAACAUAGGUCUGAUAAAUAAGUGCAGUGCAUUAAAACGUUAAAAAAAAACAGGAGGAAUUUAUUUGGAGUAGAUGAACUGAGUACAAAUUAUUGAGAAUUAUAGAUUACAUUAUAGAUAUAUAAAUAAGGCACCAUAAGUCCAGGUUAGAAUAUGACUGCCAAUAAUACUAAUAACGCCAAUAAAUGCUACGGAAGUGAGAACAGGAGUCAUAUCUCUAGCAUACCCUAGAGACCAAAACGCAAAUUGCCCGAAAACAACAAAGACCACGAAGAAGAAGAUUUUGGAACGUCAUUUCCUGUCUUGCGCAAACCAGAGGAACGAAAAUAAACAUGGCGGCGGCGGAGAAAUCGACGAAGGAGAGACUGCUGUCUGUGCUGGAUGAUUUGGAGGUUUUAUCCAGGGAGCUGAUAGAGAUGCUGGCAUUGUCCAGGAGUCAGAAAAUGCCUCAACCUGGAGAGGACACGCAGAUCCUGGAGCUGUUGGUGCAGAGGGACAAGGAGUUUCAGGAGCUGAUGGAGGUGGCCCAGCAGCAGGGGAAGGUUCACCAGGAAAUGCAACUGCUGGAGAAGGAGGUGGAGAAGAGAGAUAGUGACAUCCAGCAGCUCCAGAAACAACUGAAGGAAGCAGAACACAUCCUGGCCACUGCUGUUUACCAGGCAAAAGAGAAACUGAAAUCCAUCGAAAGAGCCAGGAAAGGAAGCAUCUCAUCAGAAGAAAUCAUCAAGUAUGCUCACAGAAUCAGUGCCAGUAACGCUGUGUGUGCUCCUCUCAACUGGGUGCCAGGUGAUCCACGCAGACCGUACCCUACCGACCUGGAAAUGCGUAGCGGGAUGCUUGGUCACAUGGCCAACCUGUCCACCAAUGGUGUGAACGGUCAUCUGCCAGGAGACGCGUUAGCUGCUGGGAGGUUACCAGACGUCCUGACGCCUCAUUACCCGUGGCAGUCGUCUGAUGUCUCAGUGGGGAUGCUGCCCCCUCACCACGGCAAUGACUUUGGCCUGGAGCCUCCGGGUCACAACAAGGAGAAUGAAGAUGAUGUAGAGGCCAUGUCCACAGAUUCCUCCAGCAGCAGUAGUGACUCCGACUAAAAGCGUGUCUCAGAGUCAAGAAAUGCUGAGACGUGUGUGUGUGUGUGCGCGCGUGUCUGUUUGUUCGACUUAAAGCUCACCAGCGAGCAACAUCUGAGCAGGCAUCUUCAGCUUCAGUCAUUUAUUGUGCCUUUGAGAAAUAGAUUUUUUAAAAUGUACCCUUUUUGAAUAUUAGUGAGUUUAUGGUGUUAGUAGGUGGAUUAUGUUCCCUUUGGACAGAACCAGGCUAACUGGCGUUAUUAUACAGUUCAGUGAAACUACUGUAUAAACUAGAACUAGCAAAAAUGAAGAACGUGUCAUUCUGGACUCCUACAUGAAAGAAGACAGACCAAAGAAUAUCCUUCAGAAAACAAAGACAAUAAUUUGCCUUCUUUUGCUCUUUGGUGACACCGUGUGUGAGAGACUUGAUGUCUAAUUUUAGUUGGUCACGGUCAGAAUGUUUGCAGUGUAGUAUAAGUUGUGUAAAUAUGCCUGUAAAUACUCAGUCUUGUAAAUAAAUACUUUUUGAAUACAA
Messenger RNA from Pundamilia nyererei, 2594 nucleotides. It is a transcript of the gene med4, whose product is annotated as mediator complex subunit 4. The record is from RefSeq and is a predicted model, not a curated record. Gene Ontology annotation, molecular function: transcription coregulator activity. Gene Ontology annotation, cellular component: mediator complex; core mediator complex. The transcript is spliced from 7 exons. NCBI's taxonomy places the organism in Eukaryota, Metazoa, Chordata, Actinopteri, Cichliformes, Cichlidae. Gene Ontology annotation, biological process: regulation of transcription by RNA polymerase II. The coding region runs from base 1322 to 2080 and encodes 252 amino acids.